AUGGAAACUUUAGAAAUACAUUCAAAGGAUUUCCUUAUCAAAUGGAUCAAUGCUCCAGAUAAUUCUAUUAUUGACUGGCAAGCAAAACCUUUGAAGAAAUCCAUCAAUUUUGCAUUUUAUAAGAAAAAUGAGGAUUCUUCCCUGCUGUCAAAUGAUUUAAGUUUAGAUGUCCCUCCUCCAAUUCAACCACCUUAUAGUACAAGAUCUCGAUCAGCUUCAGCUGCAUCAGUUAAUCAAUUUACAAAAUCAAAUGAUGUCUACAAAUUAAAAUCUAGAGCAUCUGCAUUGUCCCUAAUCAAUGAAUCGGAUUUGACUUUAAUUAAAAAUUAUAACAAAUUAGUCGCCAACGAACUUAUUCAUGGGAAAUUUGAAGUAGAUAAAGGUGGUAUGUUUGCUUUUGUUUUUGAUAACUCAUUUUCAAAGACUAUUGCCAAACAAGUGGAAUUUUCUGCUAAAAUUGUCACAAGUCUCCCCCAAGAAGAAUCGUCUGUAGCCUCUUCUUCUAUUAUGCCAGCACAACAACAAGUUUCUGAUGCAAAUGAUCAAAAUGUAUUUGAUGAAAGUGAUUCUGCCCCAGGGGAAACUUUACAAAGUGUCAUAUUAAAGAAAAGGAGAAAGAAGUUACAAGGUUUUACCAAACGUUAUUUUGUUUUGAAUUUCGCAAGAGGAACUUUGUCUUACUUUAGAGUUAAUGAUGUUAAAUUACGUGGUCAAAUGCCUAUUAAAGAAGCCAUAGUUUCUGCAAAUGAAGCCACUCGUGAGUUUAUUAUUGAUUCUGGUAUGGAAGUGUGGCACUUGAAAGCAGUCAACAAGGCUGAUUUUAAUGCCUGGGUCGGUGCAUUCAAUUCUAUUAAAACCCAACAAUCUGAUUUACUUAUGGGUCCAGAAAAUGGUGCGGCUGUAAGCUCCUCUGCACCAGCAUCAAAUGGGUCCACGGCCAUUGCCCCAUCAACAUCAGAAUUGCAAAUAAUUGCUAACAAAUUGGAGCAAUUGAAAGUUCAACAUCCUUCUCCAUUGGCUGAUGAAAUUCAUCAAGACUUUUUGAAUUUGAUUUAUCAAACCAAUGGCUCAGCUGGAGUGCAAUUAUCUGGAGCUGGCGAUUCACAAUCUGUUUUCUCCUCUGAUUUCCAUGAUGCUGCAGAUCAUUUCGACGACACUGGUGUGUACUUUUUGGAUUAUGAUGGUAAAUUCCCACAAGAAGAAGAGGAAGAUAUGGUUGUUGAAGAGGAAACCUCAUCCGACGAUGAAGAAGAGGAUGUUGAUGUAACUAAUAUUCCAAUAAUGGCUGAAGAACCAGCCAGUCAAGAUAAAGAUUUACCACAGCCAACCGUCACAGCUGAUGAAGAUAACUUGUAUCCAUUACCACAUGAUCCAAUAAAGAGAGAUUUUGAUAUUCCAGUGUGUACACAUACACCUCCAUCUAUUCUUAGUUUUGUUCGUAAAAAUGUUGGGAAAGAUUUAUCCACAAUUGCCAUGCCAGUUACUUACAAUGAACCUACUACAGUUUUACAGAAAUUUGCUGAAAUGCUUGAGUAUCCAGAAGUUGUUUCCAAUGCUUUAGGUUCUGACUUUGAAGAUGCAUCUGGUGAAAAGGUAUUAAGAAUUGCUGCAUUUGCUUUGAGUAAUCUUUCGAGUGCUCGUGCUAAAGAAAGAAACAAACGUAAACCAUUCACUCCAUUAUUGGGUGAAACAUAUGAGUUGGUUCGUGAAGACCUUGGGUUUAGAUUAGUUUCAGAGAAAGUUUGUCAUCGUCCACCAGUUUUUGCAUUUCAUGUUGAUACCGAAUUUUGGACCCUUGACUAUGCCUUAUCGCCAGUACAGAAAUUCUGGGGUAAGCAAUCCGAAGUCACCACUAAAGGUAGUGUAGUAUUGACUGAUAAAUCAACUGGAGAAGUUUUCACAUGGACCCAACCAACCACUAUGAUUAAGAAUAUUAUCGCUGGUAAAACGUAUGCUGAACCAAGUGGAACUAUCACUGUUAAGUCUUCUACCGGAUAUAAAGCAGUUGCUGAAUUUGCUAAAGGUGGUAUGUGGAGUGGUAGAUCCGAAGAUGUUGUUGUUAAAGCAUUUGAUGGUAAAAAGAGUGAAUUACCAUACAGUGUUGAAGGUAAAUGGACAGAAUCCUUUAAAUUGAAAACUAAAUCCACAGAAAAGACCAUUUGGCAAGCUGGUGAAUUAUUACCUAAUUAUCAAAAGAAAUUUGGUUUCACUAAAUUUAGUGGUACAUUGAAUAAAAUCACAGAAAUGGAAAGAGGAAAAAUGGCACCUACUGAUUCAAGAAAUAGACCUGAUUUACAAGCAUAUGAAAAGGGUGAUGUUGAUAAUGCGGAAGAUUUAAAGAAUAAAUUAGAACAAGAUCAAAGGGUGAGAAGAAAAGAAAUGGAAGAAGCAGGUACAGUUCAUGUUCCUAAAUUCUUUAGACAAAAGGGUAAUGGUCCAGUUGAUGAAUCUGAAUGGGAAUUCAUUCAAGGUGAGAAAAGUUAUUGGAAUAGAAGAAAGAGAGGUGAUUGGGAAGAUUUACUUCAGUUAUGGUAA
Messenger RNA from Candida tropicalis MYA-3404, 2535 nucleotides. It is a transcript of the gene OSH3, whose product is annotated as oxysterol-binding protein related protein. Gene Ontology annotation, biological process: piecemeal microautophagy of the nucleus; exocytosis; endocytosis. The record is from RefSeq and is a predicted model, not a curated record. Bases 1 to 2535 code for a protein of 844 amino acids. The transcript has a single exon. Gene Ontology annotation, molecular function: sterol binding. NCBI's taxonomy places the organism in Eukaryota, Fungi, Ascomycota, Pichiomycetes, Serinales, Debaryomycetaceae. Gene Ontology annotation, cellular component: perinuclear endoplasmic reticulum; cytosol; plasma membrane.